AGUGAGGUCCCAUGCCUGCCAGUGUUCCAGAGACAGUGCCCUCAAUAGUACACCUUAAAUUUUGGUUAGCCCUGAAGAGGUCAGGUGGUUGGACUCGGUGAUCUUUGCAGGUCCCUUCCCAUUGUUCUCUUCCCUUCACUCUGGAGGGCAAACGUUUGUCAGAAUUAAGUUAGGCACUUAAAAACUGAAAUAAUGUAAAAUGUGUAUUGGGUGCAUGUAUUUUUUAUUGCUUUUAACAUUUCUAAUGCAGAAAUUCAGGUUCCAUUUUCCCAGUAUCUGCCUGUAACUGAAGUUGGAACAUCCCCAAGUACAUAUAGCAUUUGUCAUAGCAGAUUUAAAUCAAUAAGCUGUCACUUUUACAGAAAUUAAGGCUGUGUUAGCCUUAAUACAUUAGUACUAUAAUUAUAAUCUGCAUUAUUUAGCAUUGUUAUGUAUUUACAGUGAAAACACUACUUCUUUUAUUUCAUGCAGUACAUUUUAAAAGUACUUCUCAGCUUGCAGUAUUAAUGUAAGCUAUGAACCAGCGGGCUGUUAAAUAGACCCAUAGCCCCUCACCUUCCAGCUGCACAGAGACUCCAGAACAACCUCGUCUGAACUUAUGAACAAGAACCUUAACUGAAAUUCACUAUUGUACAUAGUAGUUCUUUGGUGUCUGACACCAGAUGUAUCUUUCAGUAUCUGCAGCUUUGUGACAGCUCUUGAUUAGAGCAAGGUGGUUAAUAGUCAUGUGUUGAAUUGCAGAAUGCGUGGUUUUUAAAAUAAAGCCAAAACGAACACCUGGGGAUGGGAGGAAAAACAGCUAAAGCCCUGAGGUUGCCUCUGGUGCAAGAAAGAUGUAAAACAGACUAUGUGCUGCACCAGCGCCGCCAUGACAGGACAAACCCGUGCUGUGUAGCCAGGCCUGAGGGCCGCGUUCCCGCCACUGGGCAGGCUGAGGCUGAGGUGACAUGGGCAGCAUGGCGACGGGGGGCAGCCGUGGGGACCCCUUGGCCACGGAGCCGCUGCCCGAGCCCCAGCCUGAGCUGUCCCCUGUUGAUGGGCACUGGGGGGACCAGGAGCCAACAGCAGAGGUGGGCCGGGAAGGGGAAGGGGGGCUGGUGGGAGGAGGGGAGCGCUGGUGGAGUGCUGGUGCAGGCUGGGGCUCCUGAAAGCUCAGGACUAACACUCAGGGCAGGUGGGCUUUUCCGGUGUCUUAGUUCACAUGGACAUGUGGUGGGCACUCAGUGACUGAAGAAAGGCCUUCUCAGAAUACGUCUCACACAACUCGUGGUGGUCUCGGCUAAACAGUGCAGCCCUAGGGCCUUCAGCGCUGCUUCUCCAUGGGCCAGAAUCUCUGAAACACGUGAAGGUUUUUGAAAGAUUUGUGAGAGACUUCCUGGGAUUUAAAAAUAAAUCUUACUUUGCUUGAGAGAGAAAUUGGGAAAAAUAAACAAAAGAAAACGACUCAGCCCUUUCUCUCCAAAGAAUGAGAGAAAAAAUGGAGAGAAAUCCAUCAGCCUUUCUUUCUCCACCAGGCAGUGGCCUUCCCAAGCAGCUGCAGCCCAGUGCUGGAGCAGGACAUGGCCUCUCUCUGCAGAGCUCUGCUUGCUGCAUCAUGCUCCCCGGUUUGGGCACAGCUGCCCUAAGGAUUUCCAGGAUAAGUUUUCCUAAACUUUGCUCUGUUUGCUUACAGAUUCAAUUUAAAAUUCUAAGAGGGCACAGUGAUACUGUGAGCUCCUGCCAUUUUUGCUGUGAAGACUCAAAAAUACUCUCAUGCUCUUAUGACAGAACAGUGAAGCUCUGGGAUGUUGCCAAAGGAUUUCCUGUUCAAAUUUUUGAAGAACACACAGCCCCAGUUUCUGAAUGCAACUUGAGUCCUGAUGACAGAAGAGUGGUAACAUCGUCCUAUGAUAACACUGUCAAGACUUGGGAUAUGGAAACAGGAAAAGUGCUUUGGACAAUAGAACAUGAAGGCAUCGUAACUUCAUGUAAUAUUUCCUGUGAUGGCAAAUAUGUGGUAUCUGGCUCAGACAAAGGCAAUGCCAUAUCUGUUUUUGAUGCAGUAAGUGCAACAGAGGUGGCACAUGUCCAAGGUCAUCAUAGGAGUACAAUCACAAGAUGCUGUUUUGAUCCUGAUAACCAGAGAGUGACUUCAGUAUCAUACGAUAAGACUAUAAAGCUGUGGGAUAUGGUAGCUCGAUCCACCUCAGUUACAAUUAAAGAGGGACACAGCAAUGCUAUCUCAGAUUGCUGCUUUACAUCUGAUGGUCGUUACUUGUGCACAGCAUCCUGGGACAAGAGCUUAAAAAUAUGGGAUAUAAAGACAGGAGAAUUUCGGAGUCGUGGACCUGUUACCUUGAACCAAGGACACGAGGGUUCUGUUAGUUCCUGUUGUUUUAGCCAAGAUGCAUCACUUGUAGUGUCUGGUGGAUAUGACAAAGCUGUAGCCAUAUGGGAAACAGAUGCAGGAUAUAAGAAGUUAAGCUUAAAGGGCCAUUGGGACUGGGUGACAGAUGUUGCAAUUAGUGAAAACCAGAAGUGGAUUCUUUCAGCCUCAAAGGAUUCUACUCUGAGACUAUGGAAUAUUGAAAAGAUGGAUCACAUACCUUCAGUGAUAGAAAGCAGAAAAGAAAAAGGCUCAAAAAUUGCUCAGUGUGAAGAAUGUGAAAGACCUUUCUUAAGCCUGCAGCAUGGUGACUGUGAAGUGAUAUCCAAGUGUGUAUUCUGUCGUCUGUCUUCUCCUGCAAGAAAUAUUUUGCCAUUGCCACCUUCCAUCUCUCCUGAUCUUUAAAGUUAUCUGGCAGUCUUUGGAUGUUAACAUAUAUAAACAGUUCUUCUUUGCUAUGGCGCGUACAGAAUCUUUGCUUUCAGAGGACAUCAGAAAGAGUUUUGUGAGUAAAACGAUGAAUCAGACCAUGAACUUGUUUUCCCAUUCAUUGCCAUACUCCUACAAAACUGCAGUGCAAUAAAUUCCAGCCAUGAGAAUAAGGUGUAGUUCAAGUCUGAUGUGAUUCAACACAAACCAGCUCUGUCUGAUAAGGGCUCCACCCAGCAAGGAGCACAUUAUUCUUAAGAGCAACCUAAGAAUUAUAUCAGUUUAGUGUAUGUGUGAAUA
Molecule: messenger RNA, 3094 nt
Organism: Numida meleagris (helmeted guineafowl)
Lineage: Eukaryota; Metazoa; Chordata; Aves; Galliformes; Numididae
Gene: WDR88
Product: WD repeat domain 88
Exons: 11
Coding region: 1466-2770 (434 amino acids)
Molecular function (GO): protein binding
Source: RefSeq, a predicted model, not a curated record